CCCCCCCCCCCCCCCCCCCCCCAAACAAAAAAAAAAACCAAGGAAAUUCCCGUGAAAAGAGUUUCGCAGUAUAUUAACACCACCAUUCUCUGAACCUGAUCACCCCAGAUUUUCAACCCUCACAUGGCGGAGGGCAGAGAGAGAGGGACAGAAACAAUCCACAAUUCAAAGGUUCAGCUUAGAAACUAGAGAGAGAGAGAAGAAGAAGAAGAAAAAACCAAAAAACCUGUAUAUAUAAAACACCCAGUUGAAAAGUAUUUAGCAGAAGAGCCAAAAGAAUUAGACAAAGAGAGAGUAAUUUUAUUACACAUGGAUUCUGCUUCAGGUGGAGCCGGACUGCCCGACGCGAACGUCAGUAGCUGCGAGGGUCCGUCGUCUGCGUCAAGGUCGGCAGCCCCGGCGGCUACCUCUGAGCCCUCGUCAGCAUCUCCGGCCCCGCCAAGUCGCUACGAGUCGCAGAAGCGGCGGGACUGGAAUACCUUCCUGCAGUACCUCAAGAACCACAAGCCUCCGCUCACGCUGGCCCGCUGCAGUGGGGCCCACGUCAUCGAGUUCCUCAAGUACCUCGACCAGUUCGGGAAGACCAAAGUCCACGCCACCGGCUGCCCCUACUUUGGACACCCCAACCCUCCCGCCCCAUGCGCCUGCCCGCUCAAGCAGGCGUGGGGCAGCCUAGACGCGCUCAUCGGACGGUUGAGGGCCGCGUACGAGGAGAACGGGGGACGGCCCGAGUCAAAUCCCUUCGGUGCUCGAGCGGUGCGGAUUUAUUUGAGGGAGGUGAGGGAGGGACAGGCUAAGGCCAGAGGAAUUCCCUACGAGAAAAAGAAACGGAAACGGUCGACCGUCACUGCCACUGCGGUUGUAGGGAAUGUGUCGGUGGCGUCCACUCAAGGCGUCGGUGGUGAUGGUGAUGGCGGUGGCGGUGUUGAUGGUGGCGGUUCAAGUAACACCGCUGCUGCUGCUGCUACUAGUACUGCAGUAUAGGAACAAUGUUGGCCAAGAGAAGGCCCGACUAAGGCCCAUGGAAAGGAGAAGACCAAGUCUCAAAGAUGAAAGGAAGACCCCAAAGGCGCAUGGGGAUAGAAAGGGAUUUCGUCGAGCACUAUAGCCGACUGUCAAAGGCUCAGCUCGAUUAGGUUACAUAAAGUAUUAGCAUGUGGGUGAACUGAUAACUUUAUGGUACGUGGGUAGCUCUAACAAUUGACAACUAAAAGUCAGUAGCGAAAGACCCAAGCUGGGACAAAAAAUGGGUCCGGAAAGUGGCUCGGCAAGAUCUGGUUGAGUAAUCAAAACCGAUCGAGAGAAAUUGUCUACUUUCUCUCGAAAGGUGUGCAUCUAAUUAGACACCCAUCACUUCACCGCCGAAUGUUGAACUGGUAGUGUAAAGGUGUCAGUGAGUUCACCUACACACAGAGGCGCAAUAACUGCUCGAUGGGAGGAACCCAAGGAAUAGGGGUUCGCUAAAGGCCUAUAUAAAGGGGUAAAGGUCCCAGUAAUAGGGGUCCGACUAUGUUUGAGAGAAAAACAUAUGUAUUUUACUAGCGUUAUUUUUACUUGCAAUUAAUAGAAUUUGAUACUUCACAGUGAAUGUAAGGGGUGAACCACUUAUAUUUGUAUCUUUUUCAUUUCAGUCCAUAUCUUAAGCCCAAUCUAGGGUUUGAGACCUUUGACUGUUUCACUUAUA
Molecule: messenger RNA, 1684 nt
Organism: Pyrus x bretschneideri (Chinese white pear)
Lineage: Eukaryota; Viridiplantae; Streptophyta; Magnoliopsida; Rosales; Rosaceae
Product: protein LIGHT-DEPENDENT SHORT HYPOCOTYLS 5
Exons: 2
Coding region: 310-984 (224 amino acids)
Biological process (GO): mRNA transcription; response to light stimulus
Cellular component (GO): nucleus
Source: RefSeq, a predicted model, not a curated record